Messenger RNA from Rana temporaria (common frog), 1201 nucleotides. RefSeq names its product gastrula zinc finger protein XlCGF17.1-like. NCBI's taxonomy places the organism in Eukaryota, Metazoa, Chordata, Amphibia, Anura, Ranidae. Gene Ontology annotation, molecular function: DNA-binding transcription activator activity, RNA polymerase II-specific; RNA polymerase II cis-regulatory region sequence-specific DNA binding. The transcript is spliced from 2 exons. The record is from RefSeq and is a predicted model, not a curated record. Gene Ontology annotation, biological process: regulation of transcription by RNA polymerase II. Gene Ontology annotation, cellular component: nucleus. Bases 130 to 1026 code for a protein of 298 amino acids.
GAGGACACUCCUACAGAGAUCAGCACAGGACACACUUCCAAGAAAUCCUUAAAGAAUCAUCUCACUUCAUCACUAGAUUAUAGAUUGGAAGAUGAGGAUUGUGUAUGGGAAGAGACCACGUCCUCGCCUAUGGAUGGUGGACUUCACAGCGUGGAUAGACCAUCAAACCCCUCUGACUUUGAGCAACCUCGUACUGCGAGGGAUGGGGCCGGAAUUCAGGGGGGAAAUACAUUUUCCUGUCCUGAAUGCGGGAAAUGUUUUCUUUAUAAAUCUGCACUGCUCAGGCAUGAGGGAUCUCACAAGGGCGAGAAGCCACAUUCCUGUGCCGAGUGCGGGAAGUGUUUCUCGCGGAAGUCCAAUCUUUCUGCGCAUCAGAGGCUGCACACGCGUGAGGAGCUACAUUCCUGUCCGGAGUGCGGGAAAUGUUUUCCACAGAAGUCCAUCCUGGCUGCGCAUCAGAGAUUGCACACGGGUGAAGCUCUACUUUCCUGUAUUGAGUGUGGGAAAGGUUUUAUUCAUAAAUCGCAGCUGGUCACACACUGGAUGACUCACACGGGGGAAAAGCCGUAUUCCUGCUCUGAGUGCGGGAAAGGUUUUUCGCGGAAGUCCAAUUACUCUGUACAUAUGAGAUGCCACACGAAGGAGAAGCCGUUUUCUUGCUCGGAGUGUGAUAAGUGUUUUGUAUAUAAAAUCGAUCUCACUAUACAUCAGUGGUCCCACACGGGGGAGAAGCCGUAUUCCUGUCCCGACUGCGGGAAAUGCUUCUUGCGUAAAGCCAAUCUUGCCGUGCAUCUGAAGUACCACAGAGGCGAAAAGCCGCAUUCCUGCUCGGAGUGCGGGAAAAGAUUUCUAUGGAAAGCAGAUCUUGAUAAACAUAUGAGAAUCCACACGGGGGAGAAGCCGUAUUCCUGUCAAGAGUGCGGCAAAUGUUUUACACAGAAGACCCAUCUUUUUAUUCAUUACAAAUCCCACGUAACCCUUAAGGCGGAGUUAGUGCCUCAAGUGCGGGAAAUGUCUUCUAUAUGAAUCACGUGUUGUCGUACAUCAGAGAUCUCACACUGGGAAGAAGCUCACCUUGAUAUACAUCUCAGAAAAAACGUGGCUGAGCGCUCCUCUGAUCUUUAUCGUGGAACCUCGGAUUACGAGCAUAAUCCGUUCCAGGAGAAUGCUUGUAAUUUAAAGUACUCGCAUAUCAAAGCGA